AUGGAAAAUAAAAUCGUAUUUAUUGGACUCAUCGUCGCUCUGCUACUAGCGGCGAGCGCAGAGAAUGCUAAUCCCGAGCUUUAUACGGAUGAUGUGCCAUUAACAAUAUACGUGGAUGCCGGGUGGGAUAUAGACCAAUUUCUUACCUUAGCGAAAUCAAUCGACGGAAAGCAAAGUGUUUUAGAGGAUGCACGGGAAGGCACUUUAAUUGACAAACGUUUUGUGUUGACUACAGCAAAUUGCUUGCAUGCUAACAAAUUUACAACAGUGGAGUUUUUCUCCUCUGAUCCAACAGUAUCUAUAAAAGUAAAGAUUGUUAAAAAAAAUUUAAAAUUUUGUUAA
Messenger RNA from Bactrocera latifrons, 342 nucleotides. RefSeq lists its product as uncharacterized. The transcript has 2 exons. Lineage: Eukaryota; Metazoa; Arthropoda; Insecta; Diptera; Tephritidae. The coding region runs from base 1 to 342 and encodes 113 amino acids. The record is from RefSeq and is a predicted model, not a curated record.